This is a messenger RNA of Pseudozyma flocculosa PF-1, 6531 nucleotides long. RefSeq lists its product as uncharacterized. The transcript has 3 exons. NCBI's taxonomy places the organism in Eukaryota, Fungi, Basidiomycota, Ustilaginomycetes, Ustilaginales, Ustilaginaceae. Gene Ontology annotation, molecular function: guanyl-nucleotide exchange factor activity. Gene Ontology annotation, biological process: regulation of ARF protein signal transduction. The record is from RefSeq and is a predicted model, not a curated record. Bases 1 to 6531 code for a protein of 2176 amino acids.
AUGGCGGACCACGCCGUCGACGACACUCCGGCAUCGGAGGCCAAGCCGCAGCUCCCUACCGGCCACGCUUCCCUCAUACCGGAGCAGCCGACCGGGACAGACCAGGCUUUGGAAAGCGCCGAAGGCCGUCAGGCCGGAGACACCGCUUCCCACGACGACUCGGCUCAGACCGUACACUCCGAGUCGCAGCCGCCAUCCUCAGCAGAGCCGCGGCCAGCUGCCGCCUCCCUUCCAGACGUACCACCACCACUGACAGAGGAAGCCGAGCAGCAUGCACCGUCAUCAGCACCCUCAGGACCAGCACCAGAUGAGAUAGCCCCGGCACCUGCUGCGCCAGCACCACAAGGCCAAGGACCGCCAACAUUGGCAGACGAGACCGUGCCACCGGUCCCCGACAUUGUCCUGUCAAGAGCGUCCAACGCCGGCAGCGAGGUCGGGCUCGAGACCGCAGCGAGCGCACCAUCGCGGGCCGAGGGGGCAGAGACGGCGGCAGUUGCAGUCAGCGCCGAGCCGGUGCCGUCCGGCCAAGCCGACAACCCGGCGGCACCGGCGCAGCCCGAUGCUCCGCAUCCGCCCUCCAAGGACGCACUGCCAGCACAUUCGCAGGCGGUCGCCGCAGCAGCCAGCCAGCACCAUGCCAGAGGGUCCGACGCCGACUCGUCGAGCGCACAGCAGGCCGUGCGCUCCAGCAUCUCGGUCUCGCGCCGCUCGUCGUCGUCGACCACCGCCACCGGCAUGCAUUCGCGCUCCAGCCUCUCGAGCCUCAACAAGGGCAGCGCCGUCUUUGUCAUCACCGCCCUCGAGACCAUCUCGGGCUCAAAGGAGGCCAAGAAGGACAAGGAGCUGCGCGAGGCCGCGAGCCGCGCGCUCGACAUGGUCAAGGCGGCCUCGGGCACCGCCCCCGCCCCCGGCCCAGACGGCGACCAGGCGCUGCUCGACCCCAAGGUCGUCUUUGAGCCCCUGCGCCUCGCCUGCCGCACCAAGAACAACAACCUCACCAUCACCAGCCUCGACUGCAUCGGCAAGCUGGUCAGCUACGCCUUUUUUGCCGAAGACGACCCGCUCGCCCACGCCCGCCAGCACGAGCCCCAGCCCAACGGCCAGCCGCCCCAGACGCUGGCCGAUCUCGUCACCGAGACCGUGUGCGACUGCUACCACGAGGCGCUCGACGACAAGGUCGCCCUCCAGAUCAUCAAGGCGCUCCUCAGCUCCGUCCUCUCCACGACGGUCCACGUCCACCAGUCGAGCCUGCUCAAGGCGGUGCGAACCGUCUACAACAUCUUCCUCAUGAGCAAAUCGCCCGCCAACCAGGCCAUCGCGCAGGGCAGCCUGACCCAGAUGGUCCACCACGUCUUUGCCCGCGUGCCGCGGUCUGGCUCCGGCACCGCUCCCGCCGCCGGCAGCAACGGCAACGGCCACGGCAGCACCAGCAGCGUGCCGGGCGGGAUGUCGUCGACGGACAGCUCGACCGACGUUGCGGCCGGCAAAGCAGACGGUCAUCGCGCGGACGGUGCGGGCCACGAUCACCAAGGGGCCCAGACGGAGCAGGCCGAAUCCACGACGGAUACGACCGCCGACGGGCAGGCCAGCGAAGAGAAGAUCACGCUCCAGACGCUCGAGACGCGCAAGUCGUUCGAGGGAGCGUCCGAAAGGGACACGGGCGCCAGCCUGGCGUACAUGAGCACGGCCGAGCUCUUUGUCAAGGACGCCUUCCUCGUGAUGCGCGCGCUGUGCAAGCUGACGAUGAAGCCGCUGGGAGCCGAGAGCGAGCGGGACCUCAAGUCGCACGCGAUGCGGUCCAAGCUGCUCUCGCUGCACCUCAUCCUCACCAUCAUCAAGUCGCACAUGGCCAUGUUUACGGACCCGAGCGUCAUCAUCCACAGCGCCUCGACCGGCGAGCAGACGCCGUUUGUGCAGGCCGUCAAGCAGUACCUCUGCCUCAGCCUCAGCCGCAACGCCGUCAGCAGCGUCAACCAGGUCUUUGAGAUCAGCUGCGAGAUCUUCUGGCUCGUGCUCGACGGCAUGCGGACCAAGCUGAAAAAGGAGAUCGAGGUGCUGCUCAACGAGAUCUUCCUGCCCAUCCUCGAGAUGCGGACGUCGACGGCCAAGCAGAAGUCGAUCCUGCUCAACGUCAUGAUCCGUCUGUGCCAGGACCCGCAGGCGCUCGUCGAGAUCUACCUCAACUACGACUGCGACCGCUCGGCGCUCGACAACGUCUACGAGCGCCUGCUCAACGUCAUCUCGCGCAUCUCGCAGACCCACGUCUCGGCAUCGGCGCUCGCGGACGGCAAGGACGGCGCAUCAUCGGCCGGCAGCAACGGCGGCGGACCCCUGCAGCGGUCGUCGAGCGUCGGCCUCGGAGGCGGCCCUGCCAUCCCGCCCAGCCUCAGCACCGCGGCAGCGGGCGAAGCGGGCGGCUACGACGGCGGCAGCGGCUCGUCCGGGUCGAGCCAUUCGGUCGAGGCGCGGCUGAAGCGGCAGAGUCUCGACUGCCUCUGCUCGGUGCUGCGGUCGCUGGUGAUGUGGUCCAACCGGUCCUCGGCGGCGGCAGCGGCGGUGGCGGCAUCAUCCUCAUCGGCGCCAGGCGGCAGCGGCGACCACCUCGGCCCGGGCGACGGAAGCGUGUCAGGCUCGUCGCCGCGGAUCAGCGAGGAUGUCCGCAUCGGCAACGAGAUGGUCACGGCGCUCGACCGCGAGAACCUCAUGGAGAGCGGCAGCGCGACGCCCGUGCUGGGCUCGGCGAGCAACGGCGCCGGAGCGUCCGAGACGAGCCGCACCCAGACGCCCGAGGCCACCGACGACCCGGGCCGCUUCGAGAGCGCCAAGCAGCGCAAGACGACGCUCAUCGAGGCCAUCAAGAAGUUCAACUUCAAGCCAAAGCGCGGCAUCGAGGACCUGAUCAAGCACGGCUUCAUCCGCUCGCGCGAGCCGCGCGAGAUUGCGCGCUUCCUCCUCUUCGCCGACGGCCUCAACAAGGCGCAGAUCGGCGAGUACCUCGGCGAGGGCGAGCCGGAAAACAUCGCCAUCAUGCACGCCUUUGUCGACAUGAUGAACUUUACCGACAUGGGCUUCACCGAUGCGCUGCGCCGCUUCCUCCAGGCCUUCAGGCUGCCCGGCGAGUCGCAGAAGAUCGACCGGUACAUGCUCAAGUUCGCCGAGCGCUACGUCGCGGGCAACCCGGGCGCGUUUGCCAACGCCGACACCGCCUACGUCUUUGCCUACUCGGUCAUCAUGCUCAACACCGACGCGCACAACCCGCAGGUCAAGCACCGGAUGACGCUGCAGGACUUCAUCAAGAACAACCUGGGGAUCGACGAUGGCAAGGACCUGCCCGAGGACUACCUGCGCGCCGUCUACGACGAGAUCCAGACGCACGAGAUCAAGAUGAAGGACGAGGUGCUGAGCAGCGCCGGCGUGCCGCCGACGCCGAGCGGCGGGCUGGCGGGCGCAAUCGCCACCGUUGGGCGCGACCUGCAGCGUGAGGCCUACGUCCUCCAGUCCGAGGGCAUGGCGCACAAGACCGAGGCCCUCUUCCGCACCAUGGUGCGGGCGCAGCGCCGCGUCGGGCCGCAGCAGCGCGCCGCGGCCGAGCAGUUUUUCUCGGCCUCGCACUUUGAGCACGUCAAGCCGAUGUUUGAGGUGGCCUGGAUGCCGUUCCUCGCGGGCAUCUCGGGCCCGCUGCAGGACUCGGACGACCCCGAGGUGGUCGACCGGUGCCUCGAGGGCUUCCGCGACGCCAUCAAGAUCGUCUGCCUGUUUGGCCUCGAGCUCGAGCGCAACGCCUUUGUCACGACGCUCGCCAAAUUCACCUUCCUCAACAACCUGGGCGAGAUGAAGAGCAAGAACGUCGAGGCCAUCAAGACGCUGCUCGGCGUGGCGCACAGCGAGGGCAACUACCUCAAGGGCAGCUGGCGCGAGGUGCUCACCUGCGUCAGCCAGCUCGAGCGCUUCCAGCUCAUCAGCGGCGGCGUCGACGGCCGCCACCUGCCCGAGCUCGGUCGGCGCAGCUCCAACGCCAUCGCCAGCGGCGGCGGAACCGGCGGAACUGGCAGCAGCAGCAGCGGAUCCAAGGCGUCGGCGUCAGCGGCGGCGGCGGCGAGACAGACGGCGCUGCCCAACGACGACGUGGUCCAGGCCGGCGCGUCGUCCGAGGUCACGGUGGCCGCCGACCGCAUCUUUUCGUCGAGCGCCAGCCUGUCCGGCACGGCCAUUGUCGACUUUGUCCAGUCGCUCUCGGACGUGUCGUGGGAGGAGAUCCAGUCGUCGGGCAUGACCGACAGCCCGCGCCUCUUUUCGCUCCAGAAGCUCGUCGAGAUCUCAUACUACAACAUGGGCCGCAUCCGCAUGGAGUGGAGCCACAUCUGGGCCAUCCUCGGCGAGCACUUCAACAUGGUCUGCUGCCACCCCAACGUCAGCGUCAGCGCGUUUGGCCUCGACUCGCUGCGCCAGCUGGCGAUGCGCUUCCUCGAAAAGGAGGAGCUGCCGCACUUCAAGUUCCAGAAAGACUUUCUCAAGCCGUUCGAGGUGACGAUGCUGCGCAACAACAGCGCCGACGCCAAGGAGAUGGUGCUCCAGUGCCUGGAGCAGAUGAUCCAGAGCCGCGCCAACAACAUCCGCUCCGGCUGGCGCACCAUGUUUGGCGUGUUCGGCGCCGCCUCCAACGCCAGCUCGGAGCGCGUGUCGGCCUACGCGUUCGACCUGGUGCGCGAGCUCAACGCCAAGCACUUUGGCGCCAUCAUCGUCAACGGCUCCUUUGCCGACCUGUGCAUCUGCGCCACCCACUUUGCCAAGGCGAGCAAGCAGAAGAUCAGCCUGCAGGCGACCGAGCUGCUGGCGUCGCUGGUGCCCGCGAUGCUCGAGGCGCGCGAGUGCCCGAUCGACCCGACGGCCGACCCGGGCCCCGCCGCCGCCACGCCCCUCUCCGACGACCCCAUGGUGCGCUUCUGGUUCCCCGUCCUCUUCGCCUUUUACGACGUCAUCAUGACGGGCGACGACCUCGAGGUGCGGCGCGUGGCGCUCGACUCGCUCUUCGCCAUCCUCAAGGACCACGGCACCACGUUCCGCCCCGACUUUUGGGACACGGUGUGCCAGGAGAUCCUCUUCCCCAUCUUUGCCGUGCUCCGCUCGCGUUCCGACGUGACGCGCUUCAGCACCCAGGAGGACAUGUCGGUGUGGCUCAGCACCACCAUGAUCCAGGCGCUGCGCAACCUCGUCGACCUGUGGACCUACUACUUUGAGACGCUCGAGCGGCUGCUGCCGGGCCUCCUCGAGCUGCUGUGCGCGUGCAUCUGCCAGGAAAACGACACGCUGGCGCGCAUCGGCACGUCGUGCCUCCAGCAGCUGCUCGAGAAAAACGUGACCAAGCUGAGCGAGCAGCGCUGGUCCCAGGUGGUCGACACCUUCCUCCAGCUCUUCCGCACCACGACGGCCCACCAGCUCUUUGACCCCGUGCUGCGGGCCGAGCACGCGGCGCCCAGCCCAGGCGACGCCAACGGCGCCCGUCCGCGGAUCGAGACCAACCCGCUCGACGGCGCCAACGGUGAUGAUGCCGCGGCGGCGGCGGCGGCCGUGCCCGGCAGCAGCGACGGGCAGUCGCAGCAGGCAGCGGCACCGACGGCCGCCAUGACGCCGUCGGAGCGGCGGCGCAUCUUCAAGCAGAUCAUCGUCAAGUGCGUGCUGCAGCUGCUGCUCAUCGAGACGACGCACGAGCUGCUGUCGAACGCGCUCAUCUACAACACGAUCCCGGCGUCGGAGCUGCUGCGGCUGACCAAGGUGCUCGAGGACAGCUACCGCUUCUCGAAGCGCUUCAACGCCGACAAGGAGCUGCGGAUGGCGCUGUGGAAGGUCGGGUUCAUGAAGCAGCUGCCCAACCUGCUCAAGCAGGAGAGCAGCAGCGCCGCCACCCUCGUCCACAUCCUCGUCCAGAUGCACUCGGACCGCCGCGAGGGCCACCGCGAGAUGCGCAGCGCCGUCCGCCGCCGCCUCGUGCCCCUUGGCCGCGACGUCGUCGAGUCGUUCCUGCCCCUCGACGCCGAGACGCAGGCGCGCAACAUUGCCGCCUGGACGCCCGUCGUCGCCGAAGUCUUUACGGGGCUGUGCAGCUUCGACGACGACGUCGACGGCGGCGGUGCUGCUGCCGGCGCCGGUGAUGGCACUGCCGGCGCCGUCAGCUCUGCCAAGAUGAGCAGCCGGCGGCAAUCUUCCGAGGACGACGAGGAUGAUGAAGAAGACGACGAUGAUGAGGACGAAGACGACGACGACGACGACGAGGGAGGGCGGGUAUUUACGCACCACGCCCACACCUUCUACCCGCUGGCCGUCGAGCUGCUGGGUAAGGACCCGCUGCCCUCGGAGAUUGCCGAGUCGCUGCGCUCGUUCCUGUACAAGGUCGGGUUGGUGUACGGCCUGAUUGGGUCUAAAGGCCGCGGCGGCGGUGGCGGUGGCGGUAUCCGAGGCGGUGGUGGUGGUGGACGACUCACGCGGGUCGGGGCGGGCGCGGCUUCACCACCACCGCCAGCAGCGCUGUCGUAG